Messenger RNA from Mesorhabditis spiculigera, 3432 nucleotides. Lineage: Eukaryota; Metazoa; Nematoda; Chromadorea; Rhabditida; Rhabditidae. The record is from the annotation of a GenBank genome assembly.
AUGGAUAGCUCAGACGAGUCGUUCAAGACCCCGCCCGAUUCGAUAGACUCGGCAGUACAAGAAAAAAUGGAAUAUUACUCGUCGGACGAUGAUGAUCAGCCCUUCAAGCCGACCCCACGCGCCACCAUCGACCGGGAAAAGAAGCGACCUCACGAAAAGAAGAAGCGUGCGAUGUUGCUUGAUGAUUCGUUCAAUGUUUCGAUCCCCUCGGAAGCCUUGGACUCGCCCGCUCCGAAAUUUCAAAAGAAGGUCCAAAUAGUCAGCUCGGAUGAAGAGCUAAGUGGAUCCGAGGCGGCCGACGAUUCGGACAUUAGGGCUUCCACAUUCUCGGAAUCGAGUGAUGACGAACGAGAAAAGGCCCGUCGAAAAAUUUCUCGUCGCAGCUUCGUCAACUUGGAAAGGGACUUGAUCUCCGAUGGGCCGAUGACUGACAACGAUGACGAUCAUGCAACCGAGAAACGUCUCGUUCGAUCGGUCCAACAGACCCCCUCACCGAUUAAUAAGAAAUCGUUCUCGAUUGGUGGCAGCGGAUCGGCACAGCGUCGGUUAAUCGCUAGCAUUGAUGAGACGCCGCCGCCCCGCUCAACCGGCGAGCAGAAGACGUUCACUGUUAUGCUGGACGAGAGCAUUCAGAUGCUAGAAGAAGCUGCCAUUACGCCAAGAGACUCUCGGACCCGCGAAAAUGCGUCGGCAAAGAAGUCUCCAAACGCGACUCUUCCAUUAAAUGAUGAAAUGGAUAUUUCCGACCCCAGCGGCGACCUCGGCCGGACGAUUUCGACGCAUUUCUAUGUGGAACACGAAGGCGACGUGAUAGAGAAGAUUGGUUCCGUGCCUAGCAGCGAGCUAGCCCUUGAUGGUACCUUCGUAUUUCGUCGUCCCCAGGAUGCGCAAGAAACGUUCACGAUCGACGAGGAUGAUGCGCAGGGAACACCCUUGCGAACACCAGAAUCCCUUUUUGGCAGCCGUGGCACGUGCGUGGUCAAAAAGGAGGAUGGAUCGCCAGGCCAAAAUGAUGGUCCUCGGGAAGCGCAAGAGGUUUUUACUAUCGAAGAGGAUGACACGGAGGCAAAGACCGAGCGGACACCGGAAUCCUUCUUUCGCCGCGAUGGCACCUUUGUUGUCAAGAAGGAUCACGAAAUCGAAGACUCGCCGAUUCAAAAUGAUGAUCGAUCGAAGAAGCCAAUCGUCGUACUCGAUCUCUCCGACUCCGAUUCGCCUGGGCGCGGGAAACGAUCGACAUUCACCAUUUCCGGCAGACAAGCUCUCUCGCCCACAGAUGCGACUCGCACGCCUACCGCCGCCGAAGAAUCGGACUUGUCGACCCAGAUCAUCGACUCCGAUGACGACGAUACUGGGGCUCGGCCGCCACGCCCCACCAAAAAGGUACCGGUGGUCAACAUCUCGGACAGCGACAGCGACUCGUCCCCAACUGUUACGAAAGUUGAGGACGACGACUCGGUGGUUGAGGAGGAGCCCGGCGCGGGCCCAGAUUUUCGAGCGCAGCCUCAAGUGCCCAAGGAGCAGCAGAGUCGAUUUUUGCGUGGUCUUUUCAGACAACUCGAAACAAUCCCAGUCGCCGGGACUGAUGAGGCCGAGACCCCGGAAUGGAUGUCCGUGGAGCUGCUCCCGCACCAGAAGUACGGCCUGAAGUGGAUGCAGUGGCGCGAAGAGCAAGGCAAUGGAGGCGUGCUAGCCGAUGAGAUGGGCCUUGGGAAAACGACAUCAGCCAUUUCCCUGGUCGUCUCGUACCUGAAGGCCCUGGAGGCCGACGAGUUUUUUCAAGAGCAGAAGGCGAGGCGCGAGAAGGCGAUGAAAUUGGCGAGCGCGGAGAAUCGAAGGAAGUUGAAGGGCACGUUCUCGACGCUGAUCGUCGUCCCGUCUUCCGUGGUCAACCAAUGGAACGAGGAAAUGGAGAAUAAGGUUCAGAAAGAGUACGCGCUGCGCGUCUACUGCUACACGCAGACGAGGGCCAAACGGGAUCGACUCGAUGACAAAGUGCUACGCCAGGCCGACGUCGUGUUGACGACCUACGACAUCGUUCGCGGCGACGUGCUAAGGAAGGGCCCGGAGCACCACCUCGACCCGACGUCCAAGCUGGCGGGCAUCUUCUGGAAACGCAUCAUCCUCGACGAGGCGCACGUCAUCCGCAAUCCGUCUACCGCCGGAAAUGCCGCCAUCUGUGCCGUGCCCGCCGAUUGUCGCUGGGCACUCACCGGCACGCCGAUCCACAACAAGCUCACCGAUCUCUACGCCUUGGUCAAGUUCAUGGACAUCCUGCCGUUUGCCGACUUUACGUUCUGGAAAGAGAAGAUGGAGGGCUCGUCAAAGGAAUGCGCUAACCGUGUGAACACGCUGGUGCACACCAUCCUGCUCCACCGCAACAAGGACAUCCUCAAGCUGCCCGAGCGCGUCAAUCACGAUUGUCGCCUGCAAAUGGACGGCGACGAGAAGAAGGCGUACGAGAUGAUGCUCGACUCGGCGCAGAUGAAGGUCGAAGAAUUCCUCGAGGAACGCGCCGGAGGCCACUCGACGUUUGGCAACAGGAAGAAGACGCGGGCCGCCCCGGAGAACAGCGUAUUCGGCGGCGUCGUAGGCAAAGAGGGCAAGCUAAAGAUGCACGUGAUUCUCGUCGUCCUGCUACGUCUCCGCCAGGCCGCCAUCCAUUUUUCGUUGACCACCGAGGCGCUGAACAUGGACGCGUUCGAUGGGUUGUUAGAAGACGUGGACACGGACUACUUGGAGAAGCUCGACGGGGACAUGUCGCGCAGCUUUGGUCGCGAGAACCAGAAGUACAGCAUUUUUGACGCGAAGAAGCCGAGCACAAAGAUAGCGAAAGUGCUGGAGCUGUCGAUGGAAAUCGUGGAACGCGGAGAAUCGGUGGUCGUCGUCAGCCAAUGGACCGGCGUGCUGGGCCUAAUCGCCGAUCACCUCGAUGAGGCCUCCGUGCGCUACGCCAAAUUUGACGGCUCGAUGAACCGGGAUGAAAAGGCCGAGGUGGUGCGGAAGUUUGUGCAAAAGAAGACGAUCCCCAUCCUCCUCCUCUCCCUGGCUUCCGGCGGCGUCGGGCUGAACUUGCAGACAUGCUCCAAUCUGAUCAUGGUCGACCCGCAUUGGAACCCGCAACUCGAAGAACAGGCCUGCGCUCGCAUCCACCGCCACGGUCAGAAGAAUGCCGUCAACAUCUAUAAAAUCAUUUGCGAGGGCACCAUCGAGGAGCGAGUGCUUCAACUGCAGGAGCGCAAAAAGCAGCUGGCCGGCGGCGUGCUCACCGGCCACGCAACAAAACAAUCCGCGAAGCUGACCCUAGACGAUCUGCGCUUCUUGUUCGGCACCGCCGUCGACGUGCCUGCCAGCCGAAAGGGGCAGCGUAAGAAGGGGCGCACCCCGCUGCACGGCAUCCACAACUUUGAUCUGCCCGGUUUCGAGGAUCAA